Syzygium oleosum is the source of this 1037-nucleotide messenger RNA. RefSeq lists its product as uncharacterized. The transcript has 2 exons. The record is from RefSeq and is a predicted model, not a curated record. Bases 422 to 802 code for a protein of 126 amino acids. Lineage: Eukaryota; Viridiplantae; Streptophyta; Magnoliopsida; Myrtales; Myrtaceae.
AGAUUUGAAUCUAUCUUGGAUGAGAUAUCUGGGAGUAGGAUGUUUUUUUCCCACCUCAAUCUCUCAUAUUUCCUCCUUUUCACUCUAAUUGGAUAAUAUCAUUAACUUCACUAAGUGAUUCUUGUGGGGCUGGGAAUCUUGGGACAGAUUGCCCAACUGUCACUCGUGACCCACCAUCCCACAAGCCCAUGGACUCAACUUCCUCACCCAUUCCUUCCCUUUCCUAUUUAAAAACACCCUUCAGAUCCCACUCAACUGGAGAGGGAAUGAAGAAAGGGCCAAGUGACUGAAAAUUAGCAACACUUGUUCGGGUUUCAUCCUCGUAGACAAACAUAAGAUAGAGAAGAUGGCUAUAGAGCCCAGAGAGUAGAGCCAGUGUGUCUUCAACGUCAAGCUUAGAGAUUUCGGAAGAGAGAUAAAAAUGGAAGUAGCAACUCUGGAUGUAGAAGAUGAUGUGUAUUUUGCAGACUUGAGCAAGCAGAUUUCUCUUCUGAUCAUGGAUGAAGAUGAACACUUGUCUGUUACUCAACAGCAUUCUGCUCCUCUCCAGGGUUUCUCAAGAUUAGAAAUCAACUCAUCAUCCACGCCAUCUCCGUCAUUGCACGAGCAGGUUUGCGCGAGGGAAAGCAAAGGGACUGGUGUCUUCAUUCCCAAGUGUUCUCAACCGAGAAGAAGAAGCAGACAUGGAAGAUCUAGCUCCAGCUUCAACAACAGUGCAAGAUCGUACAGGCAAAUUGACAGCACAAAAAGGGUCUCUCAAGCUCCUCAGGCCAAUUCUUUUAACCCCAAGACUAAAUCCUAGGGCAAUGGAUUCAUAGAAGAUAAUGGUAAAAACACGAUAAAAUCAAAUGGUUGGUGCUGGGCAAAUGGGUCCAGUUAUUAGGGAAGAAGAUGCUGAUGUCAUAAUUCGGAUAUGCAUGAUGUUAUGUACAUGGUGGGUUCUCAAUUUUUGGGUAUCGUGAGGCCCAUCAAUCAAAUGGUCUUGUGGGUCUCCUGAUAAGAUAAUGGCACUUGUCUUCGAUAGCUAGUUUUAUUCA